AUGCGCUGCACCUGGGGCGAAAUGUUUAGCGAAAUGAAUGCCUGCUUCUUGGAGGUCCAACGAAAACCGCCUAGCGUUCCGCAGAUUCCCUCCGCUCGCUGUCUCGAUGCAGCCAAAUCGUCGUGCUGCCAGGACUGCAGUGACUUCGGCUACGCGCUGAACCUCCUCACAGCAGACGUGACUAAGCUUGUCAGCGACAUGAAUCCAGACUACGCGAAAUUCGUGCCUGAAGGCACCGAGAUUCAGUUCUGCAGCAUGUUUCAGGGGAAGGAGACAUGUUCAUUACUGGUGGAAAGCAUCAUCUGUGCUAUAACCUGUAAUCCAGGUUCCAGCAACUAUGUGACAUCAAACAGUGGAGCUGUAACUGUUACUGUCUGCGACACCAUGGCGAACCGGGUCUACGACGCCUGCUCUGGACUUACUUAUAACAACUUUCCGCUAAGCUCACUGAUCAAGGACGCGGGAGGGUUCAUGUCCGGCGCCAUGACGAGCAUCGUGAAGAUGGCAACAGGGCUGAAAGACGUGACCAUCAACAUCGACAAGACAAAUGGCAAAUGCUACAGUGGUCCUAAGGCGCUUCCCAAGUCCACCUCCUGCUGCGACAACAUGACUGUGCCUGGAAACUGCCCUGCUGGCGUUGUUGACGCCAACCAGUUCAGCCAGUCGCUCGGGAAGAUUAAAAGCACUGCGACGUGUGGAAACGCUACAGUGCAGAGCACCCAGGCUGCAUCCCCACCACCGCCCCCGAAGAUUGCUAAUGUUGCAACCGUUUCCCUUGUGUCGCUAGUGUGCAUGCUCGCAGGCAUGAUGCUGAUCUAA
Molecule: messenger RNA, 819 nt
Organism: Closterium sp. Yama58-4
Lineage: Eukaryota; Viridiplantae; Streptophyta; Zygnematophyceae; Desmidiales; Closteriaceae
Source: the annotation of a GenBank genome assembly